Molecule: messenger RNA, 493 nt
Organism: Acaulospora morrowiae
Lineage: Eukaryota; Fungi; Glomeromycota; Glomeromycetes; Diversisporales; Acaulosporaceae
Source: the annotation of a GenBank genome assembly
ACGAAGAAGACAUGACUAUACAAGAUGUUUCUAAUGUGUGGAUAUUCGAAUCUAGAUAUAGGAUUGAGGUUGACGGUGCGCCUGCAGGAAAUUGGGUACUCUUGGGCGGCAUUGACAAUUCGAUAGUUAAAACGGCAACAAUUACAGAUAAGGAUGCUGAAGAAGAUAAAUAUAUAUUCCGACCUUUGUCAUUUAUCACAACGGCAGUUCUGAAAGUUGCGGUGGAGCCAGUAAAUCCAUCCGAACUGCCAAAAAUGUUGGACGGAUUGAGAAAAAUCAACAAAAGUUACGCUAUACUUAUUACGAAGGUCGAAGAAUCGGGCGAACAUAUUAUUCUUGGUACAGGAGAAUUGUAUUUAGACUGUGUUUUGCAUGAUCUUCGAAGGAUGUACGCCGAAAUUGAGCUCAAGGUUUCUGACCCUGUUGUUAGAUUCUGUGAAACAGUCGUAGAAACAUCGGCAUUAAAAUGCUUUGCAGAAACUCCUAAUAAAAA